UGGCGUAGACGUUGUAAUUUACCUUUCAGGAAAAUUUUAGUAUUAGAUCUACCGGCUUGUGCAAUGGUUUUAAAUAGACCGAGUUCCUCGUUUUUGAUUUAAACUGUGAUUUGUUCUCUCAAAUCUUUUGAAUAAAAGGAAUGCAAUGCGAUGAUCAAACAAACAUUCCGCAAAGAAAGACUCCAGAACGUAAUUCCUGUUUUGUUGUUUAUCUUUGUACCGAUUCACCGCAUAUAAACAAAACCCUCCCUUAUAAGGAGGCCCGAAGUUUACAGGGAAGUCGGCUAUUUGAGAAAGUUAGGUUUUCAUUUACAUAAUUGCUACUUAUCAAGUUCUCUGAGUAGUUUUUCACACGCGAUAAUAAAACUUUCUUGUUGGAAAUUCACGGAAUCGUCUCAGUAAUUCAGUGGAAACUGUCACGUUAAGUGACAAUGACGUCAUGUUUUCAGUGUGGUGUGACAGUUAUUUUGUUUUGUGAGAUCAGAUGUCAUUGAAGACCAAUCAUUUUGGACAAAACACAAAAUGUAAGCCCUCAAGAAUGUCGCCCACUCUCUUCGGGGUUAAUUAAUGGAACAGGUAACACCCCUGCUGUAAAUCACUCGGGACUCAUCUCCAAACGAAGUCAGCUCUGCUCUGUGUAGUUGAUCUGUCUGAUCGCUUAUUAAAGUGUAUGAACUGCGCUCGUGAAUUAGUUCUCUGGAUUUGUGAACAAGGUGAAUUUUCGGAGAGAUUUCGACUCGGACGUCGUCCUUGAUUACUUCGAAGCGGCUGGCGCGAUAUUUCAAUGUUGGUGUUGUUAAAAAUCAGCCAACCCUAAACAGCCGGCAGCCGUCGUCGUCGAAAAAACGUUUGCAACCAUGGUUGAACUAUCUACGGAGGUACUUGUAGAAUUUCAGACAGGACUUUCUAAAUUGAGUAUUUUCCUUCAAAACAUUUUGCUGAAGGAAUCUCUCAGCUGUGAGGCUGACACUCAUAGAAAAGAAUGUAUCACCCUUGUGGAAGGAAUGAAUAAUUCUUUGAACAACAUGAAGAACAAUAAUCUUAAGGAUGGCAGCCUUCUCAAUGCUGGACUGUCACUUUCAAGCCAGUCGCUAAAUGAAACCAAUGAGUUCAAUGGUAUCAGUGAAGAGGGGAUUCCCCGCAGUGAAUCUCUUCCAGACAUGUCCAGUUGUGGCCAGUCUGAGAAUUCAGAAACCUGGCAAGCAAGCAGAACAAAAAAGGGUUGUUAUGUGGAUCGCGAGGAAAUAAACCUAAACGAUUUACGUGAACUUGUUAUUUACCAUCCAAUUGAAGAAGAGGAAGAUGAAUCAGACAAUAACAAUGAUGACAGUUGCAAUAACUUAGGCGUAAAUACACCAACUGAACUAAACGCUUCUAAUCAUUCUCCUGUCAAUAAACGAAAGAGUCGCAAGAGAGACAGUGCGGCUUUGUUUGACAUUUCCCUUGAGGACUUGACAGAGCCAGAUUUUGCAGGACUCCUUAAAGAAAAGCACAGUGAAAAACUCUGGUGGUGUGUUCUUAUUGAUCAACACCUGUGCAUAUUUCCUUCACAAGAUCCAGAUGAAGUGGCAUAUGAUGUUCUCAUCAUGCCUUGUUGUCAGAUCUCACUGGAUGACCGACUUUUGCGCACUCCUGUGUUCAGACUCACGCAGUCUGGCAUGGCACCCUGGGUUUUUGUGGCUUCUAAUAAUGAUGAACUUAAAGAGUGGAUGAAAGUUCUCACAAUAGCAGCAUCUGCUGGUAAACACUCAUCUUCUCAGGCUACAAAUUCAAGUGAAAAACAAUUCUCUGUUGUUCCACAAGCACCUCUUAUGCACUCAAUUGUGGAGGAAGAAGAAGAGCCUGUUGAUGAUGAAGAACAAUCUCCCCUAUACCCUUUAAAAUCAGAAGUUAAACCUGAUUCUUCUCAGUUGCACAAGGAUUCUUCUGGGUUAAAUAAGAGUGAAGACAAUCAUACGGUAAGUUAUGUGAAUGCAGAGCCUUUGGAAAAUGGACCUGACAAAAAACCGUUUCCUGCACUGCCAAGAAGACCAGAUGAAGUUGAUGGAGGGCAGUUUGGUGAUGAUGUUUACGAAGCAGUAGCAAACUUAAAGGCUUCAGGCGAAGAAUUUCAAGAUGAUGGCUUCGCUACGGAUGAAUUUGAUUCAGGCUCUUCAGAUGAGGGUGGUGUUCCACCAAGCCCUCAGUCACAGCCAGUACAACAGAAAGCUAAAAAGAAGAAACAGUUCUUUCAUUGGCUUAAGAAAAAAGCAAAGAAGGACAAGCUCUUCUCCAGUCCCCAGGAUGGGGUUGCCUUGGCAGGGUAUGCGUACAAGGCAAAUGAGACUGCUAAACGGUGGUUCUUGAUCAGAGAAAAGAAGCUGCAUUGUUAUAAAACAAUUAAAGAUGAUGACCCUGAUAUAACAGUUGACUUGGACGGAUGUGAAAUUAAAGCUGGAGAAGAAGAAAGAAGCAAGCUUGCCAUUCAUGUACUUAGAGAUGGAUUGACACAGUUUACUCUCCUUGCUAAGAGUGCAAAAGACUGGGAACGUUGGAAAAAAGCUUUCCUCAUAGAAUCUGGUUUCAUUAAACUUGCUGUAUCACCAACAGAUACAAGUUCAGGAGUUUUCGAGCAAGACGAUGAAGAUGAUUAUGUUACUCCUGUAGUUUCUCCAGGUUUAGAGAUGACAUCCAGUGCAACAGAGAAACCUAGUUUACAAAUUCACUCAGGAAGUAACAAUCAAAGCAUGGAUGAAGCAGAAGAGGAAGAUUUUUACAUGGAGGUUGUUCCUUCAACUGCUACUACGGCUGAGAAUUUUAAACCAGCAUCUCCAUCGUCAAGUCAGCUAGAUUUGGGGCCUCUCCCCCCGGUUCCACCUGAACUGCCACCUCCAAGAAGUCCGGAAGGAACAAAGGGGGAAGCAGACAGUGAGAAUGGUGAUAAUUUAAUGGAGAGUGAAGAGAUUUAUGAGGAGGUAUCAAGCUCAGUGGCGCAUGCCGACAAAGUAAUCAAAUGGGACGGGGUUAGUACUACUAGCAAAUUGGACAGCACCUCUGCUGGUGUUCAGAACAAGCCCACCGAUAAAGCAAGCAAAGGUCCCAUGCCUGCUGGUGUAUCAGAUGGCACCAUAGAGGACAGUGCUAUCACAGCAUCAUCAUUUAUGGACACUUCCUCAAAGCCUUCUGCUGGAAGGCUUAAUUUAUCAGAUGGAGUUUGGUGCGCAAAAGUCAAUGACAAACACCAGUAUCUCCAAAUUGACUUAGGUGAGGUAACUAAGGUAUGUGGAGUGGCGUCACAAGGAAGACCAGGAUUCACAGACCAAGGAGGUUGGUUUGUGAAGACUUACACACUUGCUUACAGCAAGGAUGGUGAAAACUGGGCAAAUUAUAAAGAAUUUGGGAUAGCCAAGGUUUUCCAGGGUAAUCAUGAUCCCGACACGGUAGUGACUAACAUUCUAAAGAUGGCUGUGAAUGCUCAUUACUUGAGAAUUAAGCCGCAGUCAUGGCACAACCAUAUAGCAUUACGUGCUGAGGUCUACAAAGGAGAAGCUGGUUCCAAACUGACUGCUGGAAUCCACAAACUUGCUGACACCCUCACCAAAACAGGAAAAAAGAAAACAUUUGACAGGCAAAAUACUCCAACCUCUCUUACAGAAAACCAGAGUGAAGAUGAAGUUGAGCAGGUCAGCUAUGUUGACCGACAGUCGUCUGCAGAAUAUCUGUUGAAUGGAGAUGAUGAAAAGAAAACAAAAGAGCAGGAGGUUGUUGUCCAAAAUGGUGGCAUAAAUGACGAAGAGGAGCCUGAAGAGGAACCUGAAGAGUACCUUCAGCUUGUUAGAGAGCCCAGCAACGAGGAAAAAGAAGUUGAAUUGAAAGUUCAACAGAAAAUAGACGCACUUCGGAGAGGAGAGGAAGCUUCUCAACCAGUUGGGAGACAUGAGGUAUCACAAACCAUCUUGGUUAAGAAGAAUUUAUAUGAAAACAAUCAACAAAGUGAGUCGAAGGCUGAGCAAAAGAUAAACAGUGUAACAAAGGUUAAAAAGGAGACUGUGCUGAUAACUAAGAAAGAAGUUAUCGUGGAGAGAAGGGACAUCGAUACACGACCACGAAAGGAUUCAGGAUCAGAGGCUGACAAGGAAAGGGAAAUGUUGAACAAGACGGAACAAGCUUUUCAAAGCUAUGCCAAACAGCUCAAGAAGGAGGGUGGCCAAAGCGUGAAAGAAAACAGACCUUCAUUAGUCGCUCUAAGCAGACUGAAUUUCGAAGACCCUCGUAUUACAAAAACUAAUGAGAAUGUAAGUUAUCCCGAGAAAAUGGAGGCCUUGCUGAAAGAGAAAGAAGAGCUUUUGAAGAAGAUGGAAAGCCUGAAAAAGAGGAUUACAGUUGCUAAGGACAGAAAAAUAUUCUUCAAUUUGUCCACCACCAGGUCAAAAGCUACGGCAGAUGCUGAUGCAGAAUUCCACGAGUCCCAGUAUGAAUUGGCAAAAGCCAAGAAAAGACUGUUGGAAAUUGAGAAUGAAACAAAAAAUCUGAAAGUGAUGGAGUUAAGGUACCAAAAGACUCCUGAAAAGAGCUCAUGGCAAAACCCGAACAAGCCUUUUUUACGAAGAAAUAGCAGGGAGUGUAAGCUUGGAUCGGUCGACAUCCCAGCACCUAAGGUUGUUUCCUCAACGGCGUCUUCGGAAACUGAAAAGGAACUUGCACAGAAAGGAAGCGUAUUAUCGCAGAUUAAGGCCUUUGAACAGAUGAAGAAAACAAGUGAAAAGUAAAACCAAGAACUUCUAAAACACCUGCUUGAGUGGUAGAAUAUUUCCGUUUCAGAAAUAAUUUUUAAUAAAUUGGAAACUUCAAUUUUCUCUCUGAAAAAUAGCUAUAGCCAGGAGUGCUGAUGUUUGGAUAUUCAAAAUGGAAGUCCAAUCAUCUUUCCCGUAGGACAAAAUUACUAUUUUAGAGGAAAGUUUCCUUCAUGUUUGGUUCUCUCAUAAGAAAUCCUAUUACAGUAAACCCAUUUGGUGGGAAUAGUGCGUGCUGAAGUUUACAAUUGGUUUGUACACAAUUGUGUUAACGACAUUCGUCAGGGUAUUGUAUUUACACUACAUUUUAGCAUGCGAAGAAUUGUCGUUUGUAAUACAGUGUAGAAAGUAUAUAUAUAUAUAUAUAUAUAUAUAUAUAUAUAUA
Molecule: messenger RNA, 5157 nt
Organism: Orbicella faveolata
Lineage: Eukaryota; Metazoa; Cnidaria; Anthozoa; Scleractinia; Merulinidae
Source: RefSeq, a predicted model, not a curated record